UGUGUGUGUGUGUGUGUGUGUGUUUGGAGGGUUGGAGUUGGACCUGCAGACUCUGCAGCCAGUCGUUCAGCCAGUCGUUCAGCCAGUCGUUCAGCAGACACCAUGGCUCAGCUGGUGGAGUGUGUCCCAAACUUCUCCGAGGGUCGAGACAAAGAGGUGAUCGACGCCAUCUCCACCGCCAUCUCUGGCACCUCGGGCUGCAGCCUGCUGGACGUCGACCCCGGGGCCUCCACCAACCGCACUGUCUACACCUUCGUGGGCUCUCCUGAGGCUGUGGUGGAGGGAGCGCUGAACGCCGCCCGCCAGGCCUUCAGCCUCAUCAACAUGAGCAAACACUCAGGUGAGCACCCUCGGACCGGAGCACUGGACGUCUGUCCUUUCAUCCCCGUCCAGAACGUCACCAUGGACGACUGCGUCCACUGCGCCAACAUGUUCGGACAGAAACUGGCAGAGAUGCUGCACGUCCCCGUUUAUCUUUACGGAGAAGCAGCUCGAAGAGAGACGAGGAGGAGUCUUCCCUCUGUGAGGGCCGGAGAGUAUGAGGCUCUACCUGAGAAGCUGAAAUGUGAGGAGUGGGCCCCUGACUUCGGCCCCGCAGUCUUCGUACCGUCCUGGGGCGCCACGGUCACCGGUGCUCGGAAGUUCCUCAUCGCCUACAACGUGAACCUGAUCGCCACCAAAGAGCAGGCUCACCGCAUCGCCCUGGACAUCAGGGAGCAGGGCCGAGGGAAAGACCAGCCCGGGCUGUUGAAGAAGGUGCAGGGAAUGGGCUGGUACCUGGACGAGGCCAACCUGGCUCAGGUGUCCACCAACAUCCUGGACUACGAGCUGACCCCCCUCCACACCGUGUACCAGGAGAUCUGCAGGGACGCUGAGGACCUGAACCUCCCGGUGGUGGGCUCUCAGAUCGUGGGUCUGAUCCCUCUGAAGGCUCUGCUGGACGCUGCAGACUUCUACAUCAGCAGAGAGCGACUCUUCGUCGUGGAGGAGGAGCACAGAGUCCGGCUGGUCAUCAGCAAACUGGGCCUCGACUCUCUCGGCCCGUUCGAGCCAAAGGAGAGGAUCAUAGAGUACAUGGUGAGGUCACAGGAGGACAGCCAGCUGGUGUCUCUGCCUCUGCAGCAGUUUAUUCGGAGCGUCGGAGCUCGGACAGCAGCUCCUGGAGGAGGAUCCGUUUCUGCCGCCGUCGCUGCUCUGGGGGCGGCGCUGGGGGCCAUGGUGGGUCAGAUGACGUACGGGAAGAGGCAGUUUGAGAAGGUGGACGGUGUGAUGAGGAGGCUGAUUCCUCCGUUCCAUCAGGCCAUGAACGAACUGCUGCACAUGGUGGACGCCGACUCGACCGCCUUCAACAGCUACAUGGCGGCGCUGAAGAUGCCAAAGACGACGACAGAAGAGAUUCAGAGGAGAGAGGCUGCGAUGCAGGGGGGGCUGCAGAGAGCCGUGGGUGUCCCGCUGGCUCUGGCGGAGAGGGUCAGUGUCCUCUGGCCGCCUCUUAAAGAAAUGGUCGUCUACGGAAAUGUCGCCUGCAAGUCUGACGCUCAGGUCGCAGCUAAAGCUUUGGAGACGGCUGUUUUUGGAGCGUACUACAACGUGAUGAUCAACCUGAAAGACAUCAAAGACGAUGCCUUCAGAGCGGCUACUCAGAAAAGAGUGUCGGCCUUGCUGCAGGAGGCGAAGGACAGCACCGCCGCCGUCCUCGAAGCUGCUGAGAAAAGAACCUGAGAGGACAGAGCUGCUGCUUCUGCAAAGAUCCUCACCUGAAAAACCCCACAAAGGUUAUUGUUAUGAGCGCUGGUUCACAUGUGAGUUACUACAUGUUGUAAAUCCUGUCUGGAAUAAAAGCCUGAAAUG
This is a messenger RNA of Seriola aureovittata, 1851 nucleotides long. It is a transcript of the gene ftcd, whose product is annotated as formimidoyltransferase cyclodeaminase. The transcript is spliced from 14 exons. NCBI's taxonomy places the organism in Eukaryota, Metazoa, Chordata, Actinopteri, Carangiformes, Carangidae. The record is from RefSeq and is a predicted model, not a curated record. The coding region runs from base 103 to 1722 and encodes 539 amino acids. Gene Ontology annotation, molecular function: folic acid binding; transferase activity.